AUGGAGUGUUUGAAGAAGAAUAUGACUGUAUCCAGGAAAAGCAGCCUGUUGAAACUUACACCUUUUCUCGACGAAAAAGGACUACUGCGAGUAAAGGGACGACUGAUUCACUCAACUUUGCCGCCGGCAUCAAAACAUCCAGUUAUCCUUCCUGCGUCGGGAAGGUUAACGGAGCUUAUAAUACAAGAGGCUCACCACGACACUCUACAUGGUGGUGCACGAUUCACGUUGGCACACUUACGCCAGAAAUACUGGAUAAUUGGUGGGAAUCGAACGGUGAAGAAACAGCUGCGACAAUGUAUAAAAUGUCAUCGUUUUAAACCGCACCGCAAUGAACAAUUAAUGGCAGACUUGCCGAAAGAACGAGUCACUCCUACUAGACCGUUUACAAAUACUGGAGUAGACUUUACAGGUCAUGUAGACAUAAAGAUUAACAAAGGUCGAGGAGUUAAAACUUGUAAAGCUUACAUCGCUAUCUUCAUCUGUACGUUCACAAAGGCCGUCCAUUUGGAAUUAGUUUCUGAUUUGACCACACAGACUUUUCUCGCGGCCUUCAAGAGGAUGUGUGCACGAAGAGGAACUCCAAAACACAUGUUUUCGAACAAUGGCACGAACUUCGUGCGCAGCAAAUGGCAGCAACCACAGAAGGAUCCAGAAGAAGGAAACUUAGUCCUUAACAAUAAGGACGAAUACUUACCGCCUGGCAAAUGGGCUCUCGGUAGAGUGACGGAAGCCCAUCCUGGUAGCGACGAUAAAGUGCGAGUAGUCACAUUAAAAACUAAAAGGGGUCACUUGACACGACCGAUUACUAAACUUGUUCCGCUGCCCCUGAACGAAAACUUAAAACUACCGAAUCAGUACAAGAAUCGACAACAACUCCUAGUGCACCGACAUCCAUACCACGUAACACUCGAUCCUGCAAAGGGAGAACACAAUAUUCUCUACUUACAGUACUAUUGA
Messenger RNA from Hyposmocoma kahamanoa, 960 nucleotides. RefSeq lists its product as uncharacterized. The transcript has 2 exons. NCBI's taxonomy places the organism in Eukaryota, Metazoa, Arthropoda, Insecta, Lepidoptera, Cosmopterigidae. The coding region runs from base 1 to 960 and encodes 319 amino acids. The record is from RefSeq and is a predicted model, not a curated record. Gene Ontology annotation, molecular function: nucleic acid binding. Gene Ontology annotation, biological process: DNA integration.